AAGACUUUUUUAUCGCAUGAGACGUUCUUCAACUCGAACCUUGUGACGUUGUACUUAAACCUCGUGCUGAUCUUGUAUCAUAAUACAUAAUGAUGCUGCUUUCUCAAACAAUGCAGUUUUUGACCCCUCGUUCGAGCAUCGAUCUGACUCGUAGAGAUGCCCUGCUUACGCAUCCGCGCUUACUCGCGCUAGAACUAGAUGGUUCAGGCUCCUGGCUCGCGGUCUGGCGUCGCGACACACGCGAGGAUGCGUGCGUCCUUUGGUCGUUUAACUUUCUUUCUGGGAGCCAUACACGCUGGCAGCUACUAUGGAGUUGCUGGCGAGCGUCGACUCAACUUUCUACGGACUGGCGCGAAGUUUACAGGAACUGGCUCGCGGACUUCUACAACGCGCAACAGAGGUAGGGCUACCCGCAAGGGUCUAUCUUCCACAAGAAGCGCUUUAGCAUCCUCCACCAUGUCGUCAAACAAGCGUCAUCAAGUUGCACUUGCAACGGCUACGACAGCAAGUGCCAUCUCUAUCAGGCAAGAACCCACUGCGGCUGCUGGCAGUGUCGGGAGUCUCGGAAGUGCAGGCAGCGCGAUGGGGAGCCUCGGCAGCGCGAUUGGGAGUGUAGGAAGUCUCGGUUCCAUGGGGAGCGGUUUCGGUAGCUUCAGCGGUCCAUUCUUUUCUGGAAGCGGGUCCGCGGGUUCCACGCCUUUCCCCGAGCUGGGAGACAUGCCAGAUUUCUCCUUCGACGCAGCCGCGGUGGAUUACGAAAGUACUAUUGCUCCUGGGCCAGGUGUGAUGAAUAUCAAUAUCAUUUACCAGACAACUUACUAGGAGAUCUAAUAUUUUUAACCCUAUAUCUAUCUAGUAAGGUCCGUGGUCACACUCAGACUCACAUGGUCGUCGUCGUAUUAUAGUUGUGUCUAAUGGAUUUAUCUUUAGAGUUCAGAAGUUCUUUCGUCUUUCGUUUCCUUCUGUUGGUUGGACGUCGUCUCCUACUUUCUUGAAGGGACGUGUUGAUUUCGCUUCGCAAUGGAAGGUCACAUGCACGGUGCCGCUGGAAGUGGAUCGAACGCGGAGGGGCUCUGUGGCGCGUUGCAGGAGAAAGCUCAAAAAGACUUCCCUGAUGGUGGCGUGCUUUCUUGCGUUCCCUUCCGCUCUUUCGCGGGUGGUUGGCGCGCUGCUUCAGAUGAUAACGAGGCGCAGCACGCCGGCUGCCGUUGCAGCAUGGUCGGCACAGGCUCAUGUCCCUACGAGACGUGCACAGGGACCGAAGCCUUUAACAGCUGCCUCGCGCCCACUGCCGUGGGUCUGGGCCUCGCAACGUUCUCGAAGCUGAGCGUCACAGGUGCGGGCCAGCUGUGCACAAGCUGCAUAUACCUCAAACCAACACCACCGGUGCUGCCCAGCCCUGGCUGCGAUAAAGCCCCCUGCAGCGGAUCCUGCUUCAGUGGUUUUUCAGGGAGUGCAGCUGCAGGUUCACAGGCAGGAAGCGCAAAACCCGUUUAAUGGAUCGGCGCAGCGUCUAUUGUCGAGAAUGAGAGAGACACAAGUCCUGUUGUGGAUCUGGUUCAUGACUUCAUUUUGGUCGCAUGGGACAGAUGAAAUACAUGACUUAUUUUGUGAUGUCGAUGAGGUGCUUGCUGAUACCCACCAAGCUAAAGGAGUUUUCUUAGUUUUUUCCGGAUUCUCUAAGUUCUAGAGGAGAAAGAAAUGUAAUGGAUUUUCUAUUGGAAUUUGAUACUAGCAUCUGCUCGCAUUUGUGCACAUGCGGGUGGUACUGCCAGCACGCGCAGAAAAAUUGGUGAAG
Amoebophrya sp. A25 is the source of this 1798-nucleotide messenger RNA. The record is from the annotation of a GenBank genome assembly. NCBI's taxonomy places the organism in Eukaryota, Dinophyceae, Syndiniales, Amoebophryaceae.